Molecule: messenger RNA, 4145 nt
Organism: Cynoglossus semilaevis (tongue sole)
Lineage: Eukaryota; Metazoa; Chordata; Actinopteri; Pleuronectiformes; Cynoglossidae
Gene: rnf24
Product: ring finger protein 24
Exons: 6
Coding region: 2784-3257 (157 amino acids)
Biological process (GO): proteasome-mediated ubiquitin-dependent protein catabolic process
Cellular component (GO): endomembrane system
Molecular function (GO): ubiquitin protein ligase activity; zinc ion binding
Source: RefSeq, a predicted model, not a curated record
AUUAAUUGAAUGGGUCAGAGAAAUUAAGCGGUGGUUCAUUCAUUAGCAGGGACUCGAAUCUCUGUCGUGUUUUUCUUUCUUUUUUUCAAUCUAAUGGCAUGAAAGACAAAUAUUUGUUGUUGGGUUUUUUGUGCAGAAAAUUGAUCUGACUGCAUCUGUGCCCCCGCCCCAAAGAAACUAAAAGAGUAUAUGAAGACAGAUGGACAGAAGCAAUAUACAUGCAUAUGUCUGCUGACAUAUACAAUGCCCACUGAACUAAGCUUUUUUGUAUAUUAUGUUUUUUUUGCUAUUAGUGGGCAGUGAAUUUAAUUAUAAAGUCACUGACCUUUUCCUUUGUCCACUUCAGCAGUUUUCUGUGGCACUGAGUUGCAGGUUUUCUAUAGGUCACGCUCCUGUUGCUCUGUGCCAGAGUGACCGUUCAUGUAAGAGUGACCGUUGCAUUGUUUUGGUUUGAUUUAUCUCUGAAGCACAGAAGUGGGGAAUUUCCUCCCUUUGCUAUGUGUUUGGACCAUUUACACAUAAAGGUGAAGGGUUAAAGAUUCAUUAAAAUUCCUUCAUUUACCAGACCGGUUAAAUUGCUCCUCUGGAUCUGUUCAAUGUGUCCAAGCAUUGUUGUAAGAUGUAAUAUGUAAAUUAGAGGAACUGUAAAGCGAUAAUAAACAAAAAAAAAUCUUCUUUGUCAUUUAAUGGGCCAGACUCUUACCUCCGAGAGGUUAACCGUUGUUAAACACAGAGUUAUCUCAGCUAUAAUACUGGAGAUUUGUGUCCCUCGUUUAGCCUUGAGGCGACAGUGUCUUUUCUUGUUGCUGCUGUAAAAGGUUUUACAUGAAAUGUCAAAAACUGAUAAGGGCAGUAAAUGAUCUGCAUCAUCUGUAUUAGUCAUGUCAAACAUUGAUUCAGUAAUUUGUAAGUAAAUUGAUUGUUUUGUGGGUAUUGCACUGAUGUCUAUCAGAACAUAAUUUCUUUUCUUUUUUUACACUUUAACUAAAUUUGACAGCGGCAUCUGUUUUGUUUCUUUUUUUUAAGAUAAUUUGCUGAUUUAUUACAGGUCAUUGACAACAGGUCAGCAAUGGAUAAGACUGAGAAUUGAUAGCAUUAGUUUCAGGUUGUUUUCAUCCAUGCUCUUAAACUUAGUAACGCUCACAUGACUACAGGUUUUAUUUUUAGCCAAUCCAACUAUGUGCUCUGCUUACUGGAAGCCCCGUUCCUCCAAUGCUGUGUGUUUCAGACGGAUGGCACACAUGUGUCCUACUGUAUUAUUUUACAUACAUUUUAUUAUCAACUUUUGUUAUAUAAAGUGUAAAAACCUGUCAUGGUGAUACUAAUAUUUGAAAUGACAGGAAUAGUUUCAGAAGUAUGUGGCACUGCAUGCAGAAGCAAGAGCGUUAUGAAACAAUGGCUUUUGUGUCAGGUCCUCUUGUUUGCGUCACCCUGUGUUGCUCACAGAGUUCACUGCGGAACUAUGGCCAAGGUGAAAGGGCAAACAGAAGAAAUUCUAUCAACGGUUGGUCUGUAAGUCACUGAGUUAUGUGCAAUAGGUUAUAAGACCAUUCUUUUAUAAUUUGCUUACAGCUUUGUCAAGAAGUAUUCACUCAGGAUUAAAGAGCCGCAACCUUUACAUGUCUGAAAAAUAGAAAACCAAUCAUGUAUACUCGAUCCCAGCAGCUGUGUCUUUGAAGGGCAUCAAGAAAACUACAUAGUGAAAAUGUUGAAAUGAAAUAAUUGGCAUAUGUUUUUAUUGACAAAUCUAUUGAACAACAUGAUGUUUUUGGAGGCCAAACAUGACCUUUCACGCAAGAGGGAAAUCCUUUGAGAAACUCAGAACCAUUCCAAAUGCAUAUAAAUGUGUAAUAAUAGUUUAGAUGACUGUGGCCCUUUACUGACAGGUUACUUUUAUUGACCGUAUAUAAUUUGAUGCUGCACUCACAACAGCUCCCUCCUUUUUUUGGAGGAGUCUGUGACUGUGAGACCCUGGAGGUUGUACUGCCCUUUGGCAGAUCAAGUUUCAGAUGUGCAAAUCUCAUGACCAGCUCAGGCUACUAGUGGAAAUUUCCACUUCUGAGUCAGAGAGAACUUUAUGAAUGUGGUGAUGUCAAGUCUGAUCAAACAAAAUGCUGAACAAAGCUCAUGUUGUGGGAGUUUUAAGGUGCAAGGAUUUUUUUUCUCAUGUAGAAAAACUAGGGGGAAUACAUAAGAAUGUAAUAUUACUCAAAAAACACAACCUGCAUUCCUUAAAAGAAAUGAGGAAAUGGUUGUAAAAGUGGGUUACUAGUUAGUUUGGAAAUGAAACUAACUUAACUAAACAAACUGCUUAUUUCGAGUUCCACAACAUGUUUUUUGUAAACCUUUAAAAUAAGAUUUUAAUUGUAUUUGUAGUCCAAUACAUAAGCAUUUCAAACGAUACCUUAACAGGACUGCCGUUGAUUAUAUAACGUCACAUAAAUGGCCAACAUUUAUUGGCUGUGUACAGAGACGAGGCCAAAGGCAACGCCAUCUGCCAAGUAAGUCUGGCCGUGGGUUUCAGAUAACUUCUGAGGCAUUUGAGUGUUGGGUAAGUGUUUUCCUGUGCUUCAUGUUUGUGUAUUCAGAAAAGUGGAGGAGGUUUUCUGUUAGACACAUUUAAUUAAGAUGAAGAGGGAAGAUGGAUUACAGCUUGACUCCACCUACAAGGCGAUGAGUAAAUGGUGAUGGUGAAGGACCAGAUCACACUGAAAAGUUUCUAGAGGACGGAUUUUCUUAAUUUUCUUGGAGGCCUUGAACAACUGGUAUUCCUGGUUUACAACAUGACGGGUUUGGUCAGAACAUCCAUGAGCUCCGACUUUUCACACUUCAGUUCCAGGAUGCCAAAUAUAGGGUUCCAGAACCUCCCUCUUAACAUCUACAUUGUGGUGUUUGGGACAGCCAUCUUUGUCUUCAUCCUCAGCCUGCUCUUCUGCUGCUACUUAAUAAGGUUACGACACCAGGCGCACAAGGAGUUAUAUGCAUACAAACAGGUCAUACAGAAGGAAAAAGUCAAAGAGUUAAACUUACAUGAAAUAUGUGCGGUUUGUUUGGAGGAGUUCAAACAGAAAGACGAGCUGGGGAUCUGUCCAUGCAAACACGCCUUUCACAGGAAGUGCCUCAUUAAAUGGUUGGAGGUGAGGAAAGUGUGUCCGCUGUGCAACAUGCCUGUUCUACAGCUGGCCCAACAGGCCAGCAGCACAGAUGCCACAGAGCCGACACAGCAGCCUCUGCCCGGCAUCGAGAACCUGGUGUAGCAGACGUAAAAAAAAAACAAAACAAGUACAGAGCAGAUCACACACACCCACAGUCACAGUCAUACACUCACCCGCACAGGUACAGUCCAGAGACACAUAACACAAGCGGCCAUUCAGCACCAACUCUGUCACCUGCAGCGGUUCACAGAGGGAUUUCCUGUCGUCAGAUUCCGACAGAUAAUUAACUGUGAACGUAGGUUGUUUUUACACGGACGAUGAACAAGAGUUGAUCUAGAGAAAGAAUCAGAACUUGGCCGUGGUAUGGUCAAAUAACUUUCACAACCAAAGCACUUUUCUGGGAACACCAGCCGAAGACCUGGAUGAAGAAAAACAUAAAAGCCAAGAACUAUAACACACUAAAAUACAAAUUGUUCAUUUCUUCCUUUUUUUUUUUAAUAAGCACUUUAAUAAGAAGUCAAGACUUAAUUGCUUAUGAUCUUAGGAGAAGGUUUUGUUUUGUAUUUUAUUAUUAACUUGUUUUGUUUUUUUUUUGUGUAGUGCAGAACUAUUUGGGUUUUCACUUUUAAAAUGGAAAGACUUUAUUUUACAAAUGUGUCAAAAAAAAGGGACAAAAAUUGUUACAGGUGCAGAGUGCGUCAAAAAUUUUCUUCAAUUUUUCUUUGGAAAUUCUGCACAGAAAAUGACCUCAAACCCACCUAGUGUGUGGGUAAAUGUGAAACAUCUUGAACACUAACACUUUUUAUGAAGCCUACAUAUUUACAUUUUUUUUCCAUCCAUCACACCAUUAUUAUUCAUAAAAUAUACUCUGGUGGUGUCCAAAAAAAGGGUGACACGGUGAACAAAUUCAAAUUUCUAUUUUCUUGGUGCUGCCUUUCUAGGAAAUGUGACUCAGCACCACUUUAACAAAAGAAGAAAAAAAAAGAAAAA